Myxocyprinus asiaticus (Chinese sucker) is the source of this 3419-nucleotide messenger RNA. RefSeq names its product bromodomain-containing protein 8-like. Gene Ontology annotation, cellular component: NuA4 histone acetyltransferase complex. The record is from RefSeq and is a predicted model, not a curated record. Lineage: Eukaryota; Metazoa; Chordata; Actinopteri; Cypriniformes; Catostomidae. Bases 49 to 2625 code for a protein of 858 amino acids. Gene Ontology annotation, molecular function: protein binding. The transcript is spliced from 20 exons.
CGGCGGAAGUGAGGAGAACGAACGCGGCCUGAUUUCACAGUAGCGAAAAUGUCGACAGGGGUGGGAAAACACAAGAUGCUGUCUCUGGGCCCGACAGAACCCUGGUCCGUCCGGGAGAAACUCUGUCUCGCCUCCUCUGUGAUGAGAAGCGGAGAUCAGAACUGGGUGUCUGUUAGCAGAGCCAUCAAACCCUUUUCAGAGCUUGGACGGCCCCCAGACUGGUUUUCCCAGAAGCAUUGUGCCUCCCAGUAUUCUGAGCUGCUGGAAACCACAGAGGCUCCAAAGCGUAAACGGGGUGAAAAAGGGGAGGUGGUUGAGACUAUUGAGGAUGUGAUCGUCCGCAGACUGACAGCAGAGAGAAUUGAGGAACUCAAGAGACUCAUCAAAGACACACAGGAGAAAUACAGGAAAAUAAAGAAAGAAGUGGAUUUGAUCCAGGCGGGUCACUUGGAUUCUAAACUGGAGGAGUUGUGGGCAGAGAUUGAGCUAAAGAGGAAGCAGGAAGAGGAAGAGGCAGAGCAGAAGAAGAGGGCGACUGAGGCAGCCUAUCAGGUUCGGCAGGCAGCUAAAAACACACCAAAGAGAGUUCCCAGCGUAACAGUACGUUCUCCACCCGGCUCCAGCUCUCCUGGCAUUGAUGCCCCACAGCCCGACACAUCACAGCUAAUGACAGAUGAAACCUGUGCCAGUCCCUUGGCUCAAGGAGUGACCGUCUUCAUGCCUGUGUCAGAGGUCACAGGCCCGGGUCCUAAAGAGUCAGGGCUGGGUAAUCUGGUAGACGACUCCCCGCAGAAGAAGCAUCACGCCCCAAAAGCCACACCACCCCCCUCCCCAUUGCUGUCUGAACUGCUGAAGAAGGGCAGCCUCAUAGCGGCCAGUUCUAGACUGGUGGUUGAAGGAGAAGUGGUCACAGGUUUGAGUAAUGGAUCUCACGGGGUUGAGCUUCAUACUGCUGUUGUUGCUCCACCUGCCAACCAAGAUAUUGCUGCUGAUGCACCUACGUUAUCUCGUCUGUUGGAGAGCUCCGCUCCAGCGCAGCAGCCUGUCAGUGCUGAUCCCCCUAAACCCCCCACAGUGGCCCCCCCAGCUCCGGACCAUCUCUUUGUAUCCAACACAGCUGCAGCCGUUGCUGAUGGUUCUGGAGCGGAGGCGGUAAUGGCAGGCUCAUCCAUGCCGGGGGAGGGGAAAGAGGCGGAGCUAGUGGAAGAGGAUGCAGUAGUGUCAGUGUCAUACAUGUCUCAUGAACUGGACCUGGAGACAGUGGGAGACAUCAUCGCUAUCAUAGAGGAGAAGGUGGAUGACCCCGUUGAGGCUCUGGAUGCAGCAGCAGUGGAGGCUGCUCUCUCCCUCUGCGAGGAUCCAGCGGUUGGGGGACACCCCCUCUCCAGCCCCUGGGAGUCCCAGACCUUUAAGUCUGCCGAACCAGUCAUCCAGCAGAACGUGGCCCCAGUGGCCCCACAGAGCGUCCCAGAUCCUGUGGGUGAGCUGGGAGAAAUGGAGGUCCUGGUAGAGGAGGCUGGAGGAACAGAGGCAAUCAACGGGGUGAUAGGGGACUCUGUAGUGACCCCCGCCCCUGAUGGAGAGCGGAGCCAGGACACUGAGGUCAAGAUGGAGGGUGAGAGGGAAGAAGAGGGGGAGGGAGGAAUUGAGGAGGCACAGGAGGAGAACAGAACCUCAAGUCCAGACGUGAAAUGUGAGCAGGAGGACUGGGUGCAGCCGGAAACUGUGACGCCCUGUCUGGACUCAGAGGACAGCUCAGCCUCAGCCAAAGACACAAAGGAGGUGAAGGAAGAGGAUGGAGGCAGUGAGGUGGAUGUGGAUGAAGGGAUGGAGAUGAAAGAGUGUGGAGACGGGGAUGGAGAGGGGCCAUAUCUCUCAGAGGUGGAUCCUCCUGCCAGUGAGAGUGAGGAUGGAUAUGGCAGUCAUUCUCAGCGGUACACUACAGCAGACUCCAUCGCCAGCAGCCCGGCCUCAUCACAGUUCUCCAUGUGUAGUGAGGAUCAAGAGGCACUUCAGGCUCAGAAGAUCUGGAAGAAAGCUAUCAUGCUGGUUUGGCGGGCAGCAGCCAAUCACAGGUAUGCAAGUGUAUUUCUUCAGCCAGUGUCCGAUGACAUCGCUCCUGGUUAUCACAGCAUCGUACACAGACCAAUGGACUUAUCGGCUAUCAAGAAGAACAUCGAGUCAGGGCAGAUCCGUACGACGGCUGAGUUCCAGCGUGACAUCAUGCUGAUGUUCCAGAAUGCAGUGAUGUAUAACAGCUCGGAUCAUGACGUGUAUCACAUGGCCCUGGAGAUGCAGAGAGAUGUUCUGGAGCAGAUCCAGCAGUUCUUGGCCACACAGCUGAUCAUGCAGACAUCAGAGUCGGGCAUAAGCACCAAGAGUCUGCGCGGGAGAGAAGCCAAUCGGAAACAAGACCCCAAUGAGAAGACCCUGAGUCCUGCACAUAAAGACCCUCAUUUAGAGCCAGAACCACCAGCCAGGAGGAAAAGGAACAACUCCAAACAAGACACUAAUGAGAAGGACAGCCUUUCCAUGGCCUCUCCUGCUUUCCUUCUCUCUCUUUUUGAUGGAGGCACCAGAGGGCGCCGCAGUGCAAUAGAGGCUGAUAUGAAGAUGAAAAAGUGAACCAAGACAUUUCACUGCUGCUGUCACGGAAGUUAAAAUAGACUAUAUUUCUGUUUCUUUAAGAAGUUCUGGUUAAGUUUAGUUUGGUUUAACUCAGCAGUUCUUUGUGGUGCAUUGUCAUUACAACUGGAUUUCUCAGCACAUGGACAAAAGGACACUGGACACAAACAGAACAUUUUUCUCCUUGACUGGAGACGUUUUAAGGGCUUGACCCUUUUAUGUGAAGAACAUCUUAAUAGACCUGAAAAACUGGUCUAGUGUCCUCAGACUCAACUGACCAGCACUUGUUCAUUGGAGUUUAGAGGAGUUGGUUGAAAUUCAGAAACUAUGGUAUAGGUUUUUACAACUGGCCUUUUAAAGUUCAUGUGGAAUGUACCACCGUCAUGACCACAGGAUGGUUAGAAAUCAGAAUGUCACUCUAUUAAAACAAGAAUGAAAAAUUACUAGCCAUUUAAGACAAAUAUUAUUAUCUCCUUAUUGCAACACUUAGUCGUGUUGGUAGCUAGGGAAGAGUUAUAUUUAAAAAAGGCUUUUUUCUUCUAGAGUUGAAGCCCUCAGUUUCUUGAACCUUGAUUUUGCAUAGGCAGAAUAGACACUGAACUUUGGAUUGCAGUUUAAAGGCCCACUGUACUAUAUUCAUUUUGUUGGGCUUUUUUUUUCAGUCUGCUUAAAGUGAACUUAAUUUGACAUCUGUGCAUUUAGAAAUAACACAUAGUUUUGUACAGGGUCUUCUGUUUACAGUGUUUUUGUAUAAUGUGUUGUGAAAUGUUUUAAUAAAACAGAGUCUGCAGAAA